AUGUUCAUGAAGUUCAAGGCAACUUGCGGUUAUGGUGGCACUUGUCACAUCACACUAGUGGUGGGCGGCGGUGAUCCAUCUUGGAAGGUGGAUGGCGGAAGACAACAUAAUGGUCCCCAGAGAAGCAGGGCUGUAGGCAGCCCAAGGAGGGAGAAGUUGCACGACUUCUGUCCAACACAUGUGUCAGGCGGACAUUCACUCUGGGUAGCAGGUCUGCUGCCCAACCCAAACCGACCGAGUUCCGGCGCAAAGCCAGCACUGAUAAUAUUCCAAGGGUUUCUUACCCUUGAGGAAGAAGCAAAAGUGGGUGUGGAAGAAGCUGCUGGUUCUCUCCUCUUGCCCGGGGCCCAAAAAGGGGUGGAUGGAAUGCCAACCUUCAACUUGAAGAGACUGUGUCCCCACCACAUCUUGUGUCUCUGUGUUGUAGUGUGCAAUCGGUGUGCUAUAUUUAGCUGUGUGCGCGCGCAGGUCGUGUCCCCUCUAGAUCUUGUGUCUCCACUGGCUAUGGCCAAUGUAACCAAAGACCCCCUUUACAACGCAGUAAGGAAAGAUGAUGGAAAAAGACAGACUGUUAGGGCUCAAGAACUUGUGUGUCGAGCGAGGGUUGAAAUGCCAGAAGGUGGAGCUGGCAUCCCGGAACUUGAAAAAUUUCAGGGGUUUUUGAGGGACUACAAAAUUGUUGUUUCAUUUGAAGACCCUAACCACAAAUGCUAUAUGAAACCUGACACGAGAAAGCCCAAGUCAAAAGAUUUUCUGUUUAUUUUCUUCGACUUGGAAACCCGCCAAGAUGAGUCUCUGCCCUCAAAUACUGAUGCUAAGGUCCAUAAAGUAAACUUGUGUGUGUCACAACAGUUUUGCUAUCAGUGUAUUGAGGCCAAAUUUUGUAUGGCUUGUAAAAAUCGAACAAGAGUCUUUAAAUCAGAACCAGUCACUCAGUUCAUGGACUAUGUGAUGCAAGUCCGUAAAAAUUUCAAAGAUGUCUGUGUCAUUGCACACAAUGGGCAGGGCUUUGAUUUUCAAUUUUUGUUAAAGUAUGUGCUGGAGGAUACAAAGUUCACUCCGAAACUUGUAAUGCGGGGAACUAAGGUAAUUUUGAUGGAGAUUGACAAUGUGAGGUUUGUUGAUUCACUUAGUUAUUUCCCCAUGUCUCUAGCUGCACUGCCCAAGGCCUUUGACCUGCCCCCGGAAAAGAAGAAAGGCUAUUUCCCCCACCUUUUCAACACCCUUGAGAAUCAAAACUAUGUGGGCCCUAUGCCGGCAAAGAAGUUUUACUGUCCAGAAUCUAUGUUUGAAAAAUCACACAAAGAUUUUGAAAACUGGUAUAAUGAUCAGGUUUCAAACAAUGUUACGUUUGACUUUAAGAAAGAAAUCCUAGAGUAUUGUGUAUCAGAUGUUGAUAUCUUAGCUCAAGCUUGUUUAAAGUUCCGUUCAAUUUUUCUGCAAGAGUGUAAUGUUGAUCCCUUUCUCGAGGCUGUAACCAUUGCCAGCGCAUGCAAUUUAGCUUUUCGCAGGAACUUUUUGAAGAAAAAUACUAUCGGCAUCGUUCCUAAAAACGGCUAUAGGCUUACAGACGCCCAAUCGGCAAUUGCGUUACAGUGGCUAUCGUGGGAAGAGGAGAAACGUGGAAUUAGAAUUGAACAUGCUGGUCGUGGGAAAGAAGUUAAGAUCAAUGGAAUGAAGGUUGAUGGGUAUGAUGGUAAAAAUAUUUACGAAUUUCAAGGCUGCUACUGGCAUGGCUGUCCCAAAUGCUUUCCCUAUGACCGUGAACUUGCUUUGAAAGAGGACCCCUCUGACUCACUCCAUUUGCGGUAUGAACGGACCAAAUCGAAAAUAGCAAAGUUGGGUGAUAACGUUGUACAAAUGUGGGAAUGUGAGUUUAGAAAGUUAAAAAAGAUAGAAAACAUGAAACAUUUAGACAAGUUGCCGAUCCUCAACAAUUUACCUCUGAACCCGAGGCAAGCAUUUUUUGGGGGUCGAACCGGUAAUGCCAAAACGUAUCACAAAUGUGCUGAAGGGGAAACUAUUGAAUACGUGGAUGUAUGCUCCCUCUAUCCCUGGGUAUGUAAAUAUGGCAAGUACCCUGUAGGCCAUCCGACAAUCUAUGUAGGUGAUAGAGAGUGUAGACAGAGAGGUCUUAAUGUUGAAGGCCUAUUAAAGUGUAAAGUACUCCCACCACGCGAUCUUUACCAUCCUGUGCUCCCGGCUAAAAUGAAUGACAAGUUAAUGUUUGUUUUGUGUGCGACUUGUGGAGAUGGUCAGAUUCAAAGUGAUUGCGACCACGAAAGUGGUGACAGAGCACUUAUUGGGACCUGGACCAUGGACGAGAUUCGUAAAGCCGUAGAAAAGGGUUAUGUUGUACUCGACAUGUAUGAACUUUGGGAGUAUAAGGUAGCCACAUAUGAAAAUGGGGGAUUGUUCACUGACUUUAUAAAUAAAUUUUUAAAAAUGAAACAGGAAGCAUCCGGGUUUCCAGGCUGGUGUGAAACAGAGGAGGACAAAAACAAGUACAUUGAGGAUUAUUUUCAAAAAGAGGGCGUCCAAUUGGAAAAAGACAAAAUUGUAAAAAAUGGUGGUUUGAGGUCGUUGGCUAAACUGAUGUUGAACUCGUUUUGGGGAAAAUUUGGACAGCGUGAAAAUCAGACCAAAGCUACAAUUGUCAGGGACCCAAAAACACUUUUCAAAAUGUUAACCAGUCCUGAAAUUGAUGUAAAUAGAGUACAGAUUGUCAAUGAUGAGGUUCUUGUUGUCAGCUGGGAGUACAUUGAUGAGGUUGGUGAGCCAUUGCAAAAUGUUAAUGUCGUGGUGGCUGCUUACACCACUGCCCAAGCGAGAUUGAAGCUCUAUGAGCAUCUAGAUGCCUUGGGUGGUCAAGUGUUGUAUUAUGAUACUGAUUCUGUAUUCACGUCUAUACAAUUGGACCAGAUUGAGAAGAUGUUCCUGUCCACAAUCCUUGAUCCCAUCUUUGAGAAGGUGGUAAGAAAAAUUUUGGGGAACGGAGACGGCAACUAG
This is a messenger RNA of Macrosteles quadrilineatus (aster leafhopper), 3009 nucleotides long. RefSeq lists its product as uncharacterized. Gene Ontology annotation, biological process: DNA replication. The transcript has 7 exons. Bases 1 to 3009 code for a protein of 1002 amino acids. NCBI's taxonomy places the organism in Eukaryota, Metazoa, Arthropoda, Insecta, Hemiptera, Cicadellidae. The record is from RefSeq and is a predicted model, not a curated record. Gene Ontology annotation, molecular function: DNA-directed DNA polymerase activity; DNA binding; nucleotide binding.